AUGAUACAAAAUAGACUGAGCCUAAAUAGUUCUAGUGAAUUUAUAUUAAGUGCACAAAGCUUGGCUGAGAGCUAUAGAGUCCAGCUCGCGCUUGUUAGGCAGAAUUUAGACGAAAUUGUGAUAAAUCAGGUGGGAUUGAGGGUAAAAAAUAGAUAGGAGCUGGCAAACAAGUCUGAAGAUACGCAAAGAAACUUAGUAGAAGUCUUGGCAAAUCAGCUGGAAGAAGCUAAAAAUGAGCUGGAAACUCUGAAAAUAAAGCAAAAUCAUAGUGAAAAUGAAGUAGAAAGGCUGAAAAAUUUAGCUGCUCAGCUGGAAAAUACAAAUAGCACACUGUAAUAAUAAAAUAGGGUGAGUGAAAAUAGCAGCUUGAAAAACCACGUAACCUCAAUUUCUUCACAAAUUUCUACUCUACAGCAGCAAAUUGUAACAAAUAACAGUGAAUUUGAAGCAAUGAAAGCAGAAAUCUCAGCACAAGCUACCAAGAUUAAGGAAACUGAAGCAGAAAACCUAAAUUUAAAACAAAACCUUAGCCAAGCACUCCAAGAAAAAGAAAAACUGAUGAGCUCUAACAUAAACAACGUCUCUGAGUUAUCCCUUGCCAGAGAAGCCAUCAGCUCUAUGACUUCUCAAAUCGCCCAAUUCCAAAAAGAAAUACUGGAACUCCACAAAACAAACGAAAAACACAUCGAGCAAAUCGCGUCUAUGCAGACUGAAAAACUCACCCUAAUCCAACAAAACAGUAAAUAAUAUGCAGAAGCUGCAGAUGAGCUAAUAAAAGAAAUCUCCCACCCCAAGACCACUGUAUAUCCCUCACAGUCAAUUAGAAGCGACCUAUCCACCUGCGUAAUCUGCUGUGCGCCAAGAUUCGGGAGGAUGAAAAACUGUGCUGUCUGCCAAGUCCCGGUCCACGCAAGAUGCACAACUGAUGUAAAAUUUGUGUGUAAUAAAUGCAAAUAA
Blepharisma stoltei is the source of this 957-nucleotide messenger RNA. The record is from the annotation of a GenBank genome assembly. Lineage: Eukaryota; Ciliophora; Heterotrichea; Heterotrichida; Blepharismidae.